ACCCCAUUACACUUCUUCACAACAAAGCUCAUAAACCCACCGCAGCCACCUCUCUCUCUCUCUCUCUCUCUAUGGAGGAGAAUGGUACUAAAGACCCAAGAACUCUAACCACAUUUCACAGAAGAGAGAGAAUAUUUACCCACCACCACAACCAGAAGAGCAAGUGUGAGAUGGGUAAUGCAGGAGGAGGAGGAGCUGCUUAUGAAUCAUUGGCCAGUGGCCGCCGUGUUAGGGGGCGGAGAACCACCACCACCACCACCACCACCACCACCCGAAAAAAGAGAAGAGAUGAUGUGAAGAUUUUGAAGGAAUCAAGGAGUAAUAGUAGUAAUACUAGUGGUGGUGGUGAUGAUGAUGAAGAAGAAGAAGAAGAUGAGAAAGCAGAGGUAGAGAGGAAGAUCAUGGCAUUGCAGAGGAUUGUCCCAGGAGCUGACUCACUUGUUGGCAUUGACACACUCUUUGAUCAGACUGCUUCUUACAUACUCGCAUUGCAGUCUCAACUCAACUCCAUGAGGCUUCUUGCUACUUUCUUUGAAGCUUUGGAUAAUGGCCAGAGAAAACUUGGAGGGUAAUGAUUUUCAUCAUCAAUUUAUGGGUCCAGUGUAGUUUACUUGCACAAAAAUCAAUCACACAAUUGGACGCAACUAUCUUAUAUGAUUGUGAAAUUCCACAAAAAUGUCAAAUUUACCUUGUGUGAAA
Molecule: messenger RNA, 699 nt
Organism: Camellia sinensis
Lineage: Eukaryota; Viridiplantae; Streptophyta; Magnoliopsida; Ericales; Theaceae
Biological process (GO): regulation of DNA-templated transcription
Source: RefSeq, a predicted model, not a curated record